Trypanosoma brucei brucei TREU927 is the source of this 1428-nucleotide messenger RNA. RefSeq names its product peptidase M20/M25/M40, putative (gene Tb927.6.400). Gene Ontology annotation, biological process: proteolysis. Lineage: Eukaryota; Euglenozoa; Kinetoplastea; Trypanosomatida; Trypanosomatidae. The coding region runs from base 1 to 1428 and encodes 475 amino acids. Gene Ontology annotation, molecular function: peptidase activity. The record is from RefSeq and is a predicted model, not a curated record. The transcript has a single exon.
AUGCAGGUUGAUUGGGGUGCAGUUCAUAAAUUCAUUACUGACGAAUGGGACAAGACCCUCGUCCCCACCAUUUCUGCAUACAUCGAGGUUCCGAACCAAAGCCCCCACUACGACCAGGAAUGGGCAACCAAUGGGUUAAUGCAAAAGGCUAUGGAUAUCAUUAUUGAGUGGGUCAAAAAACAGCCCAUCAAGGGUAUGAAAUACGAGCUUUUCGAGGAGAAAGGAUUAACGCCUUUCCUCAUUGUGGAGAUUGAAGGAACUGAGCCAUGUGCCAACACACUAAUGAUGUACGGCCAUAUGGACAAACAACCCCCUCUUCUUCCGUGGGAGGAGGGACUCCACCCAUAUAAGCCAGUGUAUCGGGAUGGCAGAUUAUAUGGUCGUGGAGGAGCUGACGAUGGUUAUGCCGUGUUUUCAGCUCUGACCGCAAUGGCGGCUGUGCAAAAGCAAGGCAUUCCACACGGGAAAGUCGUUGUUAUCAUUGAGGCCAGUGAGGAAUCUGGGAGUAUGCACCUCCCUUUUUACCUCGAGAAAUGCAGGGACCGCAUCGGCAACGUCGAUCUUCUUAUUUGUUUGGACAGUGGGGCGAUGAGCUACGAUCAACUUUGGCUGACGACAGCUCUACGAGGAGUAUGUGGUGGCAUGCUUACAGUGGAAACAAUGAAGGAAGGCAUGCACAGUGGCCUAUCCGGUGGCGUUGUUCCCGAUUCCUUUCGUAUUGCCCGUAUGCUCCUCGAACGUAUUGAAGAUACAAAUACCGGUGAAGUAAAAAUUAUCGAAGCAAACUGUGACAUCCCUCAGCAUGUUGUGGAGAGUAUGCAGUCAAUAAGGGCAAUUGCAUACAAGGAGCAGUUUCCCCUUCUGUCCGGCGUGUCUACUGAAGUUGAUGACACUGUGGAGCUAGCCCUGAGGAAUUCUUGGAAACCGUGCUUGACAGUGGUGGGUGAUAACCUCCCUGAUGCGGCAACGGCUGGGAAUGUCAAUCGUGCCAAGACCGUGCUGCGGCUCUCCCUCCGUGUCCCCCCUAUUGUGGACGCGACGAAGGCCACACUAGCGAUGAAAAGAAUACUCGAGGCUGAUUCCCCAUAUAACGCCAAAGUAACUUUCACUCCGGAUGAUGCAGGUGACGGCUGUGCGACACCACGGCUAAAGCCAUGGCUUGUGGAGGCGCUCAAUAAGGGUAGUGAGAUGGCUUUUGGUAAGGGGUUCGCAUCACAGGGCAUGGGUGGGUCCAUUCCUUUUAUUGCAAUGUUGCUGAAAAAAUUUCCGGAUGCGCAAUUUGUGGUCACCGGCGUUUUGGGACCGAAGAGCAACGCACACGGGCCGAACGAGUUUCUACAUGUGCCGUUUGCGAAAGGAGUAACUACGUGUGUUGCCCGAAUCGUUGCGGACCACUACCAUGCAACGCCAAAGAUACAUAAGCAGUGA